AUGGAUCACUACAGUCCCAAGUCGCGGGCCAGGAAUCGAGCGAGUCCUGAUCGGGAUCGCCGUGGACGUGACCAUCGUUCAAGCUCAUAUCGAACACCAGCCAACUCCCGUCACAUGGAUUCCUACCGACCAGAUCAAGCAAAGCAGCCAGAUAGGGCAGAUCGUCGUGAUAGAGGCGAUCGCACCAGCCAGCACCAUUCUCGAACUCAACGAACUGAGCAACUUCCUCCUAAGACAGCUGGAAUCAAGAAGAAGACCAAGCGCGCACGUACUACGAACCCCUCGACCCGUAUCCAUUCUCUCAAAAAGCUUCUCAAUGGCUCCAGCAAUCUACCGAUGACGGUCCGGCAGGAAAAGGAACGCGAGCUUGCUGCGUUGUUGAUCGAUCAAGAGAAGAAGAGAAUUGCUGAUGAUGGCCGGCGAAACUUGAGCAAAUAUCAUUUUGUGCGCUUCAUCGAGCGGCAAAAAUGCGAACGAUCACUGAAGAGGCUGAUUCAGCAGCGAGAUACACUUGAUGGACAGGAUGAAUCCAGCAAAGUACAUCUCGAACAAAAGAUACAUGAAGGAGAAGUAGACUUGAACUAUACCAAGUACGCUCCGUUGGGAGAAAAGUACAUCAGUCUUUUUCCAAAUUUGGGCAAUCGCAAGAACAAUCUACCCAUGCCGACGGAAGAUAGUGCCAUACUCAACAGUCAAGAAGCGGAUGACUUGCUCAAUUUUGAGGAUGAGCAAAGCAAUCUUUUGAGGUUGGCUUCAGAUGAGAAACCCCCAAUGUGGUAUCAAGUCGAGGAAUGUAUGCUUGAAGGCCAGUUGAAAUUAGAAGCUUUGCGGGAAGGCAAAUUGACCGCUGGGACCAAGUUGGACAAGGAGUUGACAGCUGUAGGCAACAAAAACGAAGUUGCUUCACGAGUCGAGCGCGACCAAAGACUUCUGCGAGAUCCGUCCCUGGCAGACGAAAAUGUGAUAGAUCAACCAGACCAAGACAGCGAUGGAAACAUGAGUGAUGGUGGUUUUUUCGAACGUUGA
This is a messenger RNA of Exophiala bonariae, 1026 nucleotides long. RefSeq lists its product as uncharacterized. Gene Ontology annotation, biological process: maturation of SSU-rRNA from tricistronic rRNA transcript (SSU-rRNA, 5.8S rRNA, LSU-rRNA). The transcript has a single exon. The record is from RefSeq and is a predicted model, not a curated record. The coding region runs from base 1 to 1026 and encodes 341 amino acids. NCBI's taxonomy places the organism in Eukaryota, Fungi, Ascomycota, Eurotiomycetes, Chaetothyriales, Herpotrichiellaceae. Gene Ontology annotation, cellular component: nucleolus; preribosome, small subunit precursor.